CCCCGCUUUUUCUUUUUCUUUUUUUUUUCUUUUUUUGCUGUUAUUGCUGCCUGCCUAUUACAAUGACUUCCCCGGUCGACUUGCCAGAGAUGCUACAUUAUAUGGCGCCGUUUGUGGCCUUCCAAGAUCUACUUGCGUGUGCCCGUGUUUCUCGGCAGUGGCACAGAUUUUUUACUCCCUACAUUUGGUACUCGAUCGUUGUGCCCGAGGAGUGGAGCAACGACGCAGCAUUCCCUCCGUUAUCUGUCCUCGAAAAGAACGCCCACUUUAUACGCUCACUUACACUCAAGGCCUCCAAGGGCCUCUCAUCGUUUUUCAGGCACUGUACCGGUCUCAAGACAUUGGUGGUGUUUGGAGAACAUGUAGCGAAACCACAUCCGGAUCUGUGGGACGAGCUCACGGAUCUGAUACGACAUAAUGCCUCGAUUGAAUGGAUCAUCUUUGGAUUCAGUCUCAGCAACGCACCGUCGACCGCGUUCCUGAAGGCGCUACCGGAGGCAUGUCCGAACCUGAGGCGAUACGAAUCCAGCCAGGGCCGGUACGACGAUCCCGAACAGGUCGAGGCGCUGAUGCAGGCGAUCACUCGACUAAGUCAGGUAUCGUCGCGGUACGAGUACUUUGUGAAUGUACCGACGGUCAAGCGGUGGACAUUCCCUCAUCUGUGUGAAUUGACCCUCAAGGACGCACGAGGACUUGGCACGCAGACACAGGUCGAUCUGGUCUGUCAAUGCCCAAAUAUUAGGUUGCUCAAGUGGACAGUCUGCCGAGAGACGUUUUUCCCGGUCCAGGAAUUUUGUGCGCGUAUCCCAGCUGCAUGUCCGAGGCUGUGUCAGUUGCAGAUGGAUGGAUGUGGGUUACCGGAUCCGGAUGACAUUGGCAGGAUCCUGGACUCGCUCGCUCGGCUAGAGCAGCUAAUGCUGUGUGGGAGCAGCAUCACAAGGAGAACCUUUCGGUCGUUGGGGCGACAUUUCCAGACGCUUCAGCUGUUGGACGUGGUGGAUUGCUUUUAUGUGAAGAGCUGGAUGGUCCAGCAAAUUCUGGAAAACUGUGAAAACCUGACAAAGCUGACGAGCUCGGUCCUGCUGAUGCGCGAUAUUGUCGCAGGCAAGGAUUGGGCAGCGGUCGGGUUGAAGUAUUUGCAGGUCAAUAUGGUGCCGACAAAAUCGUUCGCAGUGUCGAUUGAGGAGCAGUGGAUGACAUUUGAACAACUUUCGAGACUGACACAGCUACAGCAUUUGGCAACGGGCCCUCGGAGCUGGACUCCCAGGGAGGGCCUGCUUUAUCGAAUGGAGUGUGGGGUGGAUCAGCUGAGGACGUUGACCAAGUUGAAGGUGUUGAUUAUGGGCAAGUCGUGGCAGCGGAUGAGUAAGGAGGAUCUUGCAUGGAUGACGGGCCAUCUCGAGAACUUGACAAAGGUCGAGGGAAUCUUUCACCCGGACUGGGACCAGCAUUUGAAACUCUCAGAUGGAUUUCGAGAGUGUGGGAUCGAGGUGCAGGUGAUAGAACGACCAGACCUGUUGUACUCGGGCGAUCUGAUGGACGAUGGAGAAGAUGACUUUGCGGAGUAUGAAGCAGAAGAGGAAGAUGAAGAGGACGAGGACUACGAGGAGGAGGAGGGUGAAGAAGGAGAUGAUCAGGACGAGGAUCAUUAUGCUGAUCCACAACAACAGCAGCAAUACCAACAGCAUUAUUCUCAAGUGGAUGAACUGGCGGAGGAUAAUGAUGUUCCUGGAGAUAUAGUGACUGGAGCAGGGGUACAUGCAGGUACAAUGGGGACUGAAGCGAAUGCCGAUCCUGGGCCCAGGGCCGUGGAUGCAGAGCACACGCCAAGAGUCCUCCAAUAAACUUCACGCAUUUUACUGCAGCAUGCAUGCAUGUGCUUUGCCAAUACUAAU
Molecule: messenger RNA, 1895 nt
Organism: Gamsiella multidivaricata
Lineage: Eukaryota; Fungi; Mortierellomycota; Mortierellomycetes; Mortierellales; Mortierellaceae
Exons: 1
Coding region: 63-1844 (593 amino acids)
Molecular function (GO): protein binding
Source: RefSeq, a predicted model, not a curated record